AUGAGGCAGAGGUUCUGUUGGAUAUUAAGGGUUGCCCCCUUUAUCAUUGAGCGCUUUGGUGAAGAAAUCACAACCAGUGAAAAGGGUGGUGAUCACAUGGUCUAUAACUUGUUGCUGGAAUUUGCCUCUGGAGGAACUCUUGGCUAUCUGAUUAAGAAAUCCAGCGGUCAUGGAUUGCCUGAAGCUGAAGUUAGAAGGUAUACGAGGUCGAUACUCGAAGGGAUUAAGCAUAUUCACAAGUUUGAUUAUGUUCACUGUGAUUUGAAGCCGGAAAACAUUCUGCUUGUACCAAAUCCUGCAACUAGUACUGGUAGUUUUGUGGCCAAGAUUUCAGAUUUUGAAUUGGCUAAGAAAUCCAAGGAGAAUUACGGUCAAUGGAGAGGCACUCCUACGUAUCUGUCCCCAGAAGCUUUGAAUGAUAGUGAGCAGGAGCCGCCCUCUAAUAUAUGGUCUCUUGGUUGUAUCGUACUUGAGAUGCUAACAGGCAAGUCCUCAGAUUUAAAGCCUGGUUGUGAACUUGAAGAUUUCCACUAUAUGUUUGAUCACGUAUGUACUCCCAACAUCCCUGCUGGAAUCUCAGGUGUGGCCAGGGAUUUUCUUAAAAGUUGCCUUGCCAUGAGGUCAUGUGAAAGGCUGACCGCUGAAAAGCUAUUGCUUCAUCCAUUCGUUGUACUGCCAAAGCCAUCGAAAGCAGCUCGUCAUACAAAAGGGGAGGUGGUUUGCUCAUCUUCAGGCUAUGCAGAUGGCUCCAAACCAAGUGCAAAUUGUCACGCAAGCUCUGCCAUUGUUUGCAGAAUUCCGCCACCACCCGGUUUUGAGAUACUUGCUGCUCUUGUUUGA
Molecule: messenger RNA, 840 nt
Organism: Prunus armeniaca (apricot)
Lineage: Eukaryota; Viridiplantae; Streptophyta; Magnoliopsida; Rosales; Rosaceae
Source: the annotation of a GenBank genome assembly